ACAAACUGAGCACUUCCUGACUGAAACCGACAGUAAAGUGUAGCAGCAGCGCUGUAGGAGAAGAAGGACAGAGAGAGAGAGAGAGAGAGAGAGAGACAGAGACUCACAGUAACAGAGACUUUAUUCCACACGAUCUCAGAGGGAAAUCCAGAGAACAGCUCCAUGAUGGAGCUUCAUCACUCCAGCAGUGGAGGAGGAGCCUCUGAUCUAAAGUUAAAACGAUCUCCAGAACCCAGCUGUGUGUCUAUGAAGAGUGACCGGUCCAUGCCUCACCCUCCUGUAUUCAGUGGAGGAGGAGGAGAACCCAGCUGUGUGUCUAUGAAGAGUGACCGGUCCAUGCCUCACCCUCCUACAUUCAGCGGAGGAGAAGAACCCAGCUGUGUGUCUAUGAAGAGUGACCGGUCCAUGCCUCACCCUCCUACAUUCAGCGGAGGAGGAGAACCCAGCUGGGUGUCUAUGAAGAGUGACAUGUCCAUACUUCACCCUCCUGUAUUCAGCGGAGGAGAAGAACCCAGCUGUGUGUCUAUGAAGAGUGACCGGUCCAUGCCUCACCCUCCUACAUUCAGCGGAGGAGAAGAACCCAGCUGUGUGUCUAUGAAGAGUGACCGGUCCAUGCCUCACCUUCCUACAUUCAGCGGAGGAGCUGUACCCUCUGACCCAGAGCUGAGCUCCACAGAACCUGCACUGCAGAUAAACACUCUGUUGGAGGAAACUGGAGACCUGAAUCAGGAUUCUUACCAACCAGUGGAUGAUGAUCUACACAGAGUCUUACAGAGACACAAAACCAGCAUGAAGAACAAGUACGAGAGCUUAUUUGAGGGAAUCAGAACAGAAGAGAAUAAAACCCUCCUGAACAGGAUUUACACUCAGCUCUACAUCAUAGAGGGAGAGAGUGAAGGAGUGAAUGAAGAACAUGAGGUUCUACAGAUGGAGAAAACACCCAGGAGACGCUUUCAAGACUCUCCAAUCAACUGCUUAGACAUCUUUAAACCUCUACAAGGUCCUGAAGGAGAAACACGAGAAGAGACUAUUGGAGCUGUGGAGGCUGACAGACUCAGACACAGAGAAAGAGAAGAUCACAGACCAGAAGAGCCAGAGCUCAGAGCUGUUCUGACUAAAGGCAUCGCUGGAAUUGGAAAAACUGUCUCUGUGCAGAAGUUCAUUCUGGACUGGGCUGAAGGAAAAGCCAAUCAGGAUGUAGAGAUCAUGACUGUGCUUCCGUUCCGGGAGCUGAACCUGAUUAAAGAUGAUCAAUACAGUCUUCAUGGACUUCUGUGUGACUUCCAUCCUGAGCUCAAAGAUCUGGACCCAGAGAUUUAUGAUCAGAUCAAAGCUGUGUUUAUAUUUGAUGGUCUGGAUGAAAGCAGAAUUCCACUGGACUUUAAACAGUGUGAGAAAGUAUCUGACAUCACCAUGACAUCAUCAGUGGGAGUGUUGAUGACCAACCUCAUCAAAGGAGAGCUGCUUCCCUCUGCUCUGAUCUGGAUCACCUCCCGACCAGCAGCAGCCAAUCAGAUCCCUCCUAAAUACAUGAACCGUGUGACAGAAAUUCAGGGAUUCAGUGACCCACAGAAGGAGGAGUACUUCAGGAAGAGGAUCAGUGAUGAAGACCAAGCCCAGAGAAUCAUCUCCCACAUUAAGACAGUGAGGAGCCUCCACAUCAUGUGCCACAUUCCAGUCUUCUGCUGGAUCUCAGCUACUGUUCUUCAGAGAAUCAUGAAACAGCAUCAUACAGAAAUCCCUAAAACUCUGACUGAAAUGUACUCACACUUCCUGAUCACUCAGACCAACAUGAAAAACAAGAAGUAUGAGGAGAAAAACGAGAGAGACCCAAAGAAUCUGCUGGAGUCCAACAGAACCAUCAUACUGAAACUGGCUGAACUGGCUUUCAAACAGCUGAUGAAGGGCAAUGUGAUGUUCUAUGAAGAGGACCUGAGAGAGAGCAGCAUUGAUGUCACUGAGGCCUCAGUGUAUUCUGGGAUUUUCACUGAGAUCUUUAGGGAGGAAUGUGUGCUUCACCAGAGAAAGAUCUACUGCUUUGUUCAUCUGAGAUUUCAGGAGUUCCUGGCUGCUGUUUAUGUGUUUCACUGCUGUGAGAUCAAAAACAUGGAGGAACUAAAAAUAUUUAAACCACCAAGCAGAGAGAGGCCUGAGAAUGAUCCACAGAAGAGGUUUAGACCACAGUACAGAGAGAGGUCUGAGAAUAAUCCACAGAAGAGGUUUAGACCACAGUACAGAGAGAGGUCUGAGAAUAAUCCACAGAAGAGGUUUAGACCACAGAACAGAGAGAGGUCUGAGAAUAAUCCACAGAAGAGGUUUAGACCACAGUACAGAGAGAGGUCUGAGAAUGAUCCACAGAAGAGGUUUAGACCACAGUACAGAGAGAGGUCUGAGAAUAAUCCACAGAAGAGGUUUAGACCACAGUACAGAGAGAGGUCUGAGAAUAAUCCACAGAAGAGGUUUAGACCACAGUACAGAGAGAGGUCAGAGAAUGAUCCACUGGAUGAGCUGCUGAUGGGAGCAUUGAAUAAAGCAGUAAAGAGUCAGAAUGGACACCUGGAUCUUUUCCUCCGUUUCCUGCUGGGCAUCUCACUGGAGUCCAAUCAGAGACGCCUACAGGGUCUACUGACCCCAACACAGAGCAGCUCAGAGAGAACCAGAGAGCAGAUCAAGAGUUUAAUCAAAGGAGAUGAUGGUCAAAUCUCCACUGAGAGAUGCAUCAGUCUGUUCCUCUGUCUGUCUGAGAUGAAUGACCAGUCUCUCUCCAGAGAGAUUCAGGAGAAUCUAAACUCAGAGAGACACUCAGAGGAGAAACUCUCUCCUGGACAGUGUUCAGCACUAGCCUAUAUGAUCCUGAGCUCAGAGGAGGUUCUGGAUGAGCUGGACCUGAAGAAGUACAACACAUCAGAGGAGGGUUAUAGGAGACUGAUCCCAGCUGUGACUGUCUGCAGAAAAGCUCGACUAGCUGGCUGUAAUCUCACAAAGGACUCCUGUGAGGUUCUUUGCUCUGCUCUUCAAUCAGCAAACUCUCCCCUGAAAGAACUAGAUCUCAGUAACAAUGAUCUGCAGGAUUCAGGUGUGCAGGUGCUCUCUGAUGGACUGAAGAGUUCACACUGUAAACUGGAGAUACUCAGAUUGUCUGGUUGUAUGGUGACAGAUGAAAGCUGUUCUUAUCUGGUAUCUGCUAUGAAAUCAAACCCCUCCCACCUGAGAGAACUGGAUCUGAGCUAUAAUCACCCAGGAGAGUCUGGAGUGAAGCUGCUAUCUGAUCUAAAGGAGGAUCCACACUGCGCACUGGAGAAACUCAGGGUGGAUCAUGGAGGGAAGAUCAGGAUGAAACCAGGACUGAAGAAAUAUGCUGUUCGUCUCACUCUGGAUCCAAACACAGUGCACAGUGAGCUCUCUCUGUCUGAGAGGAACAGAACGGUGGAGCGGGUGGGAGAAGAUCAGUCGUAUCCAGAUCAUCCAGACAGAUUUGAGGACUGUCUGCAGGCUCUGAGUGCGGAGAGUCUGACUGGACGCUGUUACUGGGAGGCUGAGUGGAGCUGGAGGUGGGGGGGUAUUGUAGCAGUGUCCUACAGAGGAAUUGGGAGGAAUAAAGGCAGUAGUGACUGUUGGUUUGGAAGUAGUAAUCAGUCCUGGGCUUUCAUCCACUCUAAUAACCGUUACACUCUCAGGCACAAUAAUCAGUUAACUGCCAUACCUUACCCCCCAAACCCUUCUACCAGAGUAGGAGUGUAUCUGGACUGGGAGUCCGGCACUCUGUCCUUCUACAGCGUCUGCCCUGACACACACACACUGACCCACCUACACACACUCACCACCACAUUCACUGAGCCACUCUAUGCUGGGAUUAGAGUUUAUAAUGGCUCAGUGAGACUGUGUGAGAUAAAAUAACCUCCUGAAUUCUGGAGUAGAACUAAAACUCCAGAAACACACACGACUGUAGUACAUGGUAGAUUUUCUGUAAAUAAAUUAUAUAAUUAGAUUUAGGUUCACUUUAUAACAUUAGUAAUAUACAUCACAGGUAUACUUGGACUCUUAUAGUCUUUAUCUCAUCCUCCAUCCCUAAAAUCUGGGGGUAAAUUUUGACCAAGUGAUAAAAUUAAAAAAAUAAAUUAAUAUAUGCAGUUGGAUACAUGUUUCUAAACACUGAAACAUCAAGAGUCAUCCAUCCUCUGUCCUCCUCACACUGCAGAUAUGCUUUGUACAUGCUCUGCUUCUAGACCCUUAAAGUCUUCCUCCCACUGCUGUCUGUUCUGCAGUCCAGCUAAAGCUGAAGGACGAUCAUGAUUUAGUGGUUGCUGGUCAGAGACUCUUACCCAAGAUUAGGUCUGACUGGUUUACUGAAAAAGAGGAGAAAUGAUGGUGAAAAUCACACAGACGUGUUAAUUAUUACAAGUCCUGCUCCUGGAUUGUACACCCACAACACCAACAUCAUGCAGUCAUGGAUUUAUGUUCCCUGGGUUUUAGUUUCUGUGCAUGUGUUUUAAAUACUGAUAAUGAAAAAUAAAACGUACUCUAUGGAAACAUCACAUCAUUAUUUCUAUUUGUGCCAUCUAAAAAAAAAGAUUAUGCUUAUUUAUUUAUGUAUUUUUUUGGCAUUUUUUCCCAGCUUUCUCCCCAAUUUAUUAAUGUCCCAUUCUAACCCCAUUCUCAUGAUACUGCCAGUACUAGGAGGUGAAUAUAUAAAGUAUAUCAAAAUCAAUAUUUUAAAGAAUAUUUUUUUCACUUUAUAUUUAACUUUUUAUGUACAUAAUCUAUAUUUCAGUAUAUUUUGAAAAAAUAUUUUUCAUUCGGCUAAUUUGGUUCUGGUGAUAUACUUCAUAAAAAUAUAUACUUAGCAAAUGUGUUUUUUAUGAUUAAAAAGCAAUAAAACUACUUUAAGUACGCUUGCAAAACAUGCUGAAACAUUGCUUUUAUAAACUAUUACAAACUGUACUUCUAAUGAACUGUGCUAAUUUUGGGCUAAAUGUCACACAUCCACUGAGUCCCAGACUCCUCUGGGAGAUCACAUGACUUUCGACUUUCCUUCACAAUCAGACACUCACACGGACUCCAUCUCCCAGAAUCCUCCGGGAGAUCACCUGACUAAUGCCAGGACAUGCACUCCAAACAGCACUCUAGAUCUCCAGAGUACUAAUGUUUGUCACCUGACUCCUGUUUUUGACCUUUUGCCUGUUUUUCUACUACACCUUUUUACCUCUCCUUUUUGAACUGGUCACCUUGUGAUAUCUGCAUCUGUUUGUACUUGCUAUGCCUAUUGGAUUUGACCCCUGUCUGUUUUGUGACCAUGACUCUGGAUUCUGAAUCUCACAGAAAAGCCUCAUUUGUGUUUUCCAUCCGCGAGCAUCUGAUUCUGGUUGGCAUGUUACAAUAAAACUACAUUUUUAUAAAGCAUGUAUAAGGAUUGUUUAUUUCUGUAUUUUACUGUGCUUUAAUAAAGUAUAAUCAAAAACAUA
Colossoma macropomum (tambaqui) is the source of this 5462-nucleotide messenger RNA. RefSeq lists its product as uncharacterized. Lineage: Eukaryota; Metazoa; Chordata; Actinopteri; Characiformes; Serrasalmidae. Bases 163 to 3897 code for a protein of 1244 amino acids. Gene Ontology annotation, molecular function: protein binding. The record is from RefSeq and is a predicted model, not a curated record. The transcript is spliced from 8 exons.